Messenger RNA from Nothobranchius furzeri (turquoise killifish), 1545 nucleotides. The record is from RefSeq and is a predicted model, not a curated record. Lineage: Eukaryota; Metazoa; Chordata; Actinopteri; Cyprinodontiformes; Nothobranchiidae.
AUGAACUGUGUUAAACCAGACUGGACCGGGCCUUCUUUUACUCCACACAUCACUCAGGACCGGGUUUCACACAUCACUCGGAUCCGGGUUCCACACAGCACUCAGGACCGGGUUCCACACAGCACUCAGGACCGGGUUCCACACAGCACUCAGGACCGGGUUUCACACAUCACUCGGAUCCGGGUUCCACACAGCACUCAGGACCGUGUUCCACACAUCACUCAGGACCGGGUUCCACACAUCACUCAGGACCGGGUUCCACACAGCACUCAGGACCGGGUUCCACACAGCACUCAGGACCGGGUUCCACACAGCACUCAGGACCGGGUUCCACACAACACUCAGGACCGGGUUCCACACAUCACUCAGGACCGGGUUCCACACAUCACUCAGGACCGGGUUCCACACAUCACUCGGGACCGGGUUCCACACAUCACUCGGGACCGGGUUCCACACAUCACUCGGGACCGGGUUCCACACAUCACUCGGGACCGGGUUCCACACAUCACUCGGGACCGGGUUCCACACAGCACUCGGGACCGGGUUCCACACAGCACUCGGGACCGGGUUCCACACAGCACUCGGGACCGGGUUCCACACAGCACUCGGGACCGGGUUCCACACAGCACUCGGGACCGGGUUCCACACAUCACUCGGGACCGGGUUCCACACAGCACUCGGGACCGGGUUCCACACAGCACUCGGGACCGGGUUCCACACAUCACUCGGAUCCGGGUUCCACACAGCACUCAGGACCGGGUUUCACACAUCACUCGGAUCCGGGUUCCACACAGCACUCAGGACCGUGUUCCACACAUCACUCAGGACCGGGUUCCACACAUCACUCAGGACCGGGUUCCACACAGCACUCGGGACCGGGUUCCACACAACACUCGGGACCGGGUUCCACACAUCACUCGGGACCGGGUUCCACACAUCACUCGGGACCGGGUUCCACACAUCACUCGGGACCGGGUUCCACACAUCACUCGGGACCGGGUUCCACACAUCACUCGGGACCGGGUUCCACACAGCACUCGGGACCGGGUUCCACACAGCACUCGGGACCGGGUUCCACACAGCACUCGGGACCGGGUUCCACACAGCACUCGGGACCGGGUUCCACACAUCACUCAGGACCGGGUUCCACACAACACUCAGGACCGGGUUCCACACAUCACUCAGAGCCGGGUUCCACACAUCACUCGGGACCGGGUUCCACACAGCACUCGGGACCGGGUUCCACACAGCACUCGGGACCGGGUUCCACACAGCACUCGGGACCGGGUUCCACACAGCACUCGGGACCGGGUUCCACACAGCACUCGGGACCGGGUUCCACACAGCACUCGGGACCGGGUUCCACACAGCACUCAGGACCGGGUUCCACACAGCACUCAGGACCGGGUUCCACACAUCACUCAGGACCGGGUUCCACACAGCACUCAGGACCGGGUUCCACACAGAACUCAGGACCGGGUUCCACACAGCACUCAGAACCGGGUUCCACACAUCAGAACUGUUUCAGGAUUUGGAAUGGUUUAA